CCCCGCCGCACUACUCCUUAAAGGGCUUGAAGACCAGGGGCGCAGGGCGACCACGGCCAUGGAGGGCGCGCUGGUGGCCAACUGGAGCGCCGAGGCGGUCAACGGCAGCGAGGCGCCUCAGGAAGCGGAGGGCAACCGCACCGCCGGGCCCCCGCAGCGCAACGAGGCCCUGGCGCGCGUGGAGGUGGCGGUGCUGUGCCUCAUCCUCUUCCUGGCGCUGAGCGGCAAUGCUUGCGUGCUACUGGCGCUGCGCACCACGCGCCACAAACACUCGCGCCUCUUCUUCUUCAUGAAGCACCUGAGCAUAGCCGACCUGGUGGUGGCCGUGUUCCAGGUGCUGCCGCAACUGCUGUGGGACAUCACCUUCCGCUUCUACGGGCCCGACCUGCUGUGCCGCCUGGUCAAGUACCUGCAGGUGGUGGGCAUGUUCGCCUCCACCUACCUGCUGCUGCUCAUGUCUCUGGACCGCUGCCUGGCCAUCUGCCAGCCGCUGCGGGCGCUGCGUCGCCGGGCGGACCGCCUGGCGGUGCUCGCCACGUGGCUGGGCUGCCUGGUGGCUAGCGCGCCGCAAGUGCACAUCUUCUCGCUGCGCGAGGUGGCCGAAGGCGUCUUCGACUGCUGGGCCGUCUUCAUCCAGCCCUGGGGGCCCAAGGCCUACAUCACGUGGAUCACACUCGCCGUCUACAUCGUGCCUGUCAUCGUGCUCGCCGCCUGCUACGGCCUCAUCAGCUUCAAGAUCUGGCAGAACUUGAGACUCAAGACAGCGGCGGCGGCGGCGGCGGCAGCGGAGGCUGCAGAGGGGCCGGAGGGCGGGGCGGCGGGCAGCGCGGGGCGCGCGGCUCUGGCACGCGUUAGCAGCGUCAAGCUCAUCUCCAAGGCCAAGAUCCGCACCGUUAAGAUGACCUUCAUUAUCGUGCUGGCCUUCAUCGUGUGCUGGACGCCAUUCUUCUUCGUGCAGAUGUGGAGCGUCUGGGAUGCCAACGCGCCCAAGGAAGCCUCGGCUUUCAUCAUAGCCAUGCUCCUGGCCAGCCUCAAUAGCUGCUGCAACCCGUGGAUCUACUUGCUCUUCACGGGCCAUCUCUUCCACGAACUGGUACAGCGCUUCCUCUGCUGCUCCUCCAGCUAUCUGAAGGGUAAUCGUCCGGGAGAGACCAGCGUCAGCAAAAAGAGCAACUCAUCCACUUUUGUCCUGAGCCGCCACAGCUCCAGCCAGAGGAGCUGCUCGCAGCCAUCCACAGUGUGA
Messenger RNA from Enhydra lutris kenyoni (northern sea otter), 1243 nucleotides. Its product is annotated as oxytocin receptor. Bases 59 to 1243 code for a protein of 394 amino acids. The record is from RefSeq and is a predicted model, not a curated record. NCBI's taxonomy places the organism in Eukaryota, Metazoa, Chordata, Mammalia, Carnivora, Mustelidae. The transcript has 2 exons. Gene Ontology annotation, biological process: positive regulation of vasoconstriction; maternal process involved in parturition; regulation of systemic arterial blood pressure by vasopressin. Gene Ontology annotation, cellular component: membrane. Gene Ontology annotation, molecular function: vasopressin receptor activity; peptide binding; oxytocin receptor activity.